AUGGGCAACAAGAAAAAGGCCCCAUGUGAGGGCUCUGGCGAGACUUUGCCCGCUCUGUCUGCCACUGACUUCCGAGCCUACAAUCGCCUGUCAGAGCAAAUGGAUGCUUUUCAUAAUCACUUCCGUAUGACAUGGAACCAGCUAUAUGAUGCCUGCACGAGUACUGGAAAACGGCCCGGUGGUCUUUCGGCCCGUCAAAUGAUCAUGAUGGGUCUCCAGUUCUGCUCCCAGCUUGACUUCCACCACUCUAUUGAGGAACAGCACAUCUUUCCCGUGCUGGCCAAAAAGAUGCCCGAGUUCCGGAAAGAACUUGAGCUCCUGACGCAGCACAAGCAGAUUCAUGCUGGUUUGGAAAAACUCGAGGCCUAUCUCGAAAAGUGUCGAUCCGGCGAGGAAGAUAUGCGCCGUGAAGAGAUCACGCGGCUGAUGGACAAAUUUGGAAAAGUGCUCUGGCAGCAUUUGGACCAGGAGGUCCAGACUCUCCGUGCGGAUAACAUGCGCCAAUACUGGUCCGUGGAGGAGAUGCGCCGCCUUCCCAUGUGA
Molecule: messenger RNA, 543 nt
Organism: Penicillium cinerascens
Lineage: Eukaryota; Fungi; Ascomycota; Eurotiomycetes; Eurotiales; Aspergillaceae
Product: hemerythrin domain-containing protein
Exons: 2
Coding region: 1-543 (180 amino acids)
Source: RefSeq, a predicted model, not a curated record